This is a messenger RNA of Anolis carolinensis (green anole), 5065 nucleotides long. RefSeq names its product kelch like family member 10 (gene klhl10). The record is from RefSeq and is a predicted model, not a curated record. NCBI's taxonomy places the organism in Eukaryota, Metazoa, Chordata, Lepidosauria, Squamata, Anolidae. Gene Ontology annotation, molecular function: protein binding. Bases 2793 to 4613 code for a protein of 606 amino acids. The transcript is spliced from 5 exons.
UGCUCGGUAAGAGACUGACAUAAUAAACACCUUGCGAGAGUUCCUAAAGACGGUCAAAAGAUCCUCUGCAGAUCGAGGAGAAAACAAUUAUGCAGCAAUAUCCUAUUCCUAGUCCUUUCAAAUAUAGCCAUCAUAUUCAAUGGAAUUUAAUCCCAGGUAAGUGAGUAUAGUAUUUUAGUCUUAGUAUUAAGCCAAAAAAAGAGCCCAGUUAGCAAUGUGUUUGGUUUACUAAUAUCAUACAAUUAUGUGUUUAGCCUUUUUUAUUGUAAAGGAAUAAUAAUAAUAAUAAUAAUAAUAAUAAUAAUAAUAAUAAUAAUAAUAAUACACUUUAUAUUCCGCUCUAUCUCCCCGAGAGGACUCAGAGUGCAACAUACUCAGAUAGGCAAACAUUCAAUGCCUUUUAAUACAGUGGAAUAACAAUGACAUACAAAUACACAGACCAAAGGUAAAGACUUCCCCUUUCAUCUCCAGCUUUCUGAAGACGGUGCUCAACUCUGGCCAUGGGGAGGUGUUCUUGUUCCAUUUCCGAGCCGAGGAGCCUGUUGUCCUUAGACACCUCCUGGUCGUGUUGCCAGCAUGGCUGCACGGGCAAGUUCAGCAGCUCAGCGCUUUAACACACUUCGCCACCGGGGCUCCUAUCUAAUCUAUACAUCAUUUUAAUAUGACAGGAGUACAUAACAAUACCUAAAAUCCUCCAGAUGCAGAUGAUGAUGAUGAUGAUGAUGAUGAUAAUAACAACUUUAUUUUUAUACCCCACCUCCAUCUCUCCGAAGGGACUCGGGGCGGCUUACAUGGGACCAAGUUAAGCAGCUCAGCGCUUUAACACACUUCGCCAUCGGGGCUCCUAUCUAUAUAUAUAAAAGAGUGAUGGCAUCAGGGCAGCGGAAAAAACAAAACUACAGGCCCCCCAACCUCGAAAUGUGACAACACAACCCAUCAUCCGCGGCUCUAGGUUGUUACAACAAAAAGAAAAGAAAAAUAAAGUUCUAAUUAGAGGGAGAGGAAUAAUAGUUUUUAUCCAAUUGCUGCCACUUAGAAGGCUAAGCUCUGUCCACUUGGUCUCCUAGCAACCCAUUCAGCCCAGGGGACAGGCACAGUUAGGCCUCACUUAGGCCUCUUCCACAGAUUAUCAGAUUUUAACUGGAUUAUAUGGCAAUGUAGACUCAAGGCCCUUCCACACAGCUAUAUAACCCAUUUAUAAUCUUAUAUUAUCUGCUUUGAACUGGAUUAUCUUGACUUCAAACUGCCAUAUAAUCCACUUCAGUGUGCAUACUGAACAUAAAGACAACCAUACAACAGACAUUCAAUACCACCACUACCUCAACAAUUUCUCACCAACACCACCAGACAACGCCACAGUAACGCGUGGCCGGGCACAGCUAGUCUAAUCUAUACAUCAUUUUAAUAUGACAGGAGCACAUAACGAUACCUAAAAUCUUGCAGAUGAUGAUGAUGAUAAUAAUAACAACAAUUUUAUUUUUAUACCUCGCCUCCAUCUCUCCAAAGGGACUCGGGGUGGCUUACAUGGGCCCAAGUUCAGCAGCUCAGCGCUUUAACACACUUCACCGCCGGGGCUCCCGAGAGUCCAAAAGUGGCAGGUUAGAACUCGGAACCCCAAUCAGUGACCGAGAACAGAUGAGAAACUCCCUCCUGGACACACAGAAGACUGAGCAACUUGGAAGGCUGGCACUAAACAGACUGCGCUGUGGCACCACGAGAUGCAGAGCCAACCUUGAGACUACAAAGUGGAGUGUGGAGGAGAGCAAACCACAGACCACGACUACAAUGCAACCUGAGCUUUGCCACGUGCAAAAUGGAGAACCUCCUCACAGCGACACCGGAGGUCAUAGGAAAUUUAAUAUCAUGCCAAGUUUUAACUUUGCUUCUGGUUUUUCUAUUAGGCAUGUCCGAUCGAUGAAAAAAAUGUUUCAAUUCUCGUUUCCAAAGUAGGGGGCGCUGGCACUUCGAUAUAGAAAGUAUUUCCGAUUUUUUCACCCCAAAAUUUCGGAUAUUUCCGAAAAUUCGUAAUGAUUCUAAAUGUUUCUAAAAUGGCGGAUGCGCAUGCGCAAUCGCCAAAAAAAAAAAAAGGAACCGGGGGGGGGGGGGACUUUUACAGGGCUCUCCCGCCCUCAUUUCUUGAGCUAUCCUCAUCAACCCUAGCCCCCACCUUUGCGUCCAUCGUGGAAGCUUCUGAUUGGCCGGGGAGCGGCAGCCAUGUUAGACUGCGCUAAGCUCCCAUUCUAGGUAGGUUGCAGAAACAAAAAAAUUUCAAAAAAUAUUUUAAAAAUAUAUUUUAAAAAAUUUUGGGGGGAAAAAAUUAACGAAACAUUAAGAGACAAUUAGAGAAUGGGCCAACAAUGGUUCGAAUUACAUUGCUGGUUGCACUGUGAGACAAUGUCUCGGAAUGCGUAUCAAAAAGCGAGAACAAUCCGAAAUAAUUCCGAUACACGAUUCAAAACGAUUUUUUGGACAUGUCUAUUUUCUAUAUUUCUCAAUUAGCUUCUGACACAAUAACUACAAUCUUGAAAUGUGGCUCCAGCCCGUCAUGAAGAAUCGGCGACACUGGCCCGAGGAAAGGCCACCCAACCUCGCACGCUGUAGCCGACGCAAACUGAGCCAUCGGAGGAGAGCCCGGGUUCUAGAACCCGGUCAUGUCAGGGUCCUCAUUAUGGGAGGGUUCUGGAACCCCCUCUACCAAUGACACUCUUUUUCCCAGAGGAGGGUGAAGUGGACGGCCUGGCAGCGCUGCGCUGCCUCCCACCCCACACGCGCGCACGGCCCUUGGGAACGAAAUGGACGACGCCUCGGCUUCGGCGGGGUACUCCCACCGCCACAUGGAGAGGAAGAUGAGCGCCAUGGCUUGUACCGUCUUCAACGAGCUGCGCCUGGAAGGGAAGCUCUGCGACGUGAUCAUCAAGGUCAACGGGUGCGAGUUCAAUGCCCACAAGAACAUCCUCUGUAGCUGCAGCUCCUAUUUCAGAGCUCUGUUCACCAGUAGUUGGAACAAUUCAGAGAAGAGAGUGUAUAAUAUCCCCGGCAUUACCCCAGACAUGAUGAAGCUCAUUAUCGAAUACGCCUACACAAGGACAGUCCCCAUCACUGUGGACAAUGUGGAGAGGCUUCUGGUGGCGGCCGACCAGUUUAACGUGAUGGGCAUCGUCAGGGCCUGCUCCGACUUCAUGAAGUGCCAGCUGUGUCUGGAGAACUGCAUUGGCAUCUGCAAAUUCACAGAGUACUAUUACUGCCCGGAGCUGCGGCAAGCGGCCUACAUGUUCAUCCUCCACAACUUCGAGGAGAUGGUGAAAGCGUCGACCGAAUUCCUGGAGCUCUCGGUCAAUGAGUUUAAAGACAUCAUUGAGAAGGACGAACUCAACGUGAAGCAGGAAGACGCUGUCUUUGAGGCCAUCCUCAAAUGGAUUGGCCACGAUCCUCCCAACAGAAAGCAGCACAUGGCCGUCCUGCUCCCAAAGGUCCGCCUGGCCUUGAUGCAUGCCGAAUAUUUUAUGAACAAUGUCAAAAUGCACGACUACGUGAAAGACAGCGAGGAGUGCAAGCCCAUUGUUAUCGAUGCCCUGAAGGCCAUGUAUGACCUGAACAUGAAUGGUCCGUCCAGCUCCGACUUCACCAACCCGCUGACCCGGCCCCGCCUACCCUACGCCAUCUUGUUUGCCAUCGGCGGCUGGAGCGGCGGGAGCCCAACCAACGCGAUUGAGACGUAUGAUGCCCGUGCAGACCGCUGGGUGAACGUCACCUGCCAGCAAGAGAGCCCCCGGGCCUACCAUGGUGCCGCCUACCUGAAGGGCUACGUUUACAUCAUCGGGGGCUUUGACAGCGUGGACUACUUCAACAGCGUCAAGCGAUUUGAGCCCGUCAAGAAGACGUGGCACCAGGUUGCGCCGAUGCACUCGAGGCGCUGCUACGUAAGCGUCACCGUCCUGGAAAACUUCAUCUACGCCAUGGGUGGCUUUGAUGGCUAUGUGCGCCUCAACACGGCAGAGAGGUACGAGCCCGAGACCAACCAGUGGACCCUGAUAGCCCCUAUGCAUGAGCAGAGGAGUGACGCAAGCGCUACCACGCUGUACGGGAAGGUCUAUAUCUGUGGCGGAUUCAAUGGGAACGAGUGCCUGUUUACGGCGGAAGUGUACGACGCCAAGGUUGAUCAGUGGAGCUUGAUCGCACCCAUGAGGAGCAGGCGGAGCGGCAUUGGCGUGAUCGCAUACGGAGAACACGUCUAUGCAGUGGGCGGAUUCGACGGGGCCAACCGCCUCCGGAGCGCGGAAGCCUACAACCCGGUCGCCAACACCUGGCGGACGAUCCCCACCAUGUUCAACCCUCGGAGCAACUUUGGCAUCGAAGUGGUGGACGACCUCCUCUUCGUGGUGGGUGGUUUCAACGGCUUCACGACCACGUUCAACGUUGAGUGCUACGACGAGAAGACGGACGAGUGGUACGACGCCCAUGACAUGAGCAUCUACCGCAGCGCCCUGAGCUGUUGCGUGGUGCCGGGGCUCCCCAACGUGGGGGAGUACGCGGCCAGGCGGGACAAUUUUGUGGGGUCGACCCCGAGAGAUGAGGUCAAGUACUCCUCAUCCACCAGCACGCUCCCUGUGUGAAACGCUCUCUCUCCUUGACUAAUAAAGCCCUCUAAGCAAGAACUCUAUGCACAGCUGGGUUCAUCUUGUCUUUCCCUCCAAAAAAAAGUAUCAUAGAUGAACUAAGAGUGUCUUAACAACCUAAUUUGUUUAUUCUGUAGACAGCCAAGGAGCUGGAAAGAUGCAGAGGAUAGUGGCAGGCCAAUGAUAGGGCUUUGCCAUGUCUGCACUUGUUGCUUUAACACAAAAGCAGUCGGGGAGGAUUCUUGAGGGAUUCAGAAAUAAAGAACUUCAGAAUGCCAUGGCUACUUACUGUGCAAGAGGGGAAGUGUUUGUAAAUCGUUCUUGUUUUGCUCCUCUUAAGAUUUCAGCUUACUUUUCCAGUCUGCCUGAUGAAGAGCCCUUUGCAAGUAGACAGUUCGCAUAUUCCUGCACCGACAGAAGUCAAUCCAAUAAAACCCAUUCGCACAGAC